This is a messenger RNA of Penicillium brevicompactum, 441 nucleotides long. RefSeq lists its product as uncharacterized. NCBI's taxonomy places the organism in Eukaryota, Fungi, Ascomycota, Eurotiomycetes, Eurotiales, Aspergillaceae. The transcript has 3 exons. The record is from RefSeq and is a predicted model, not a curated record. The coding region runs from base 1 to 441 and encodes 146 amino acids.
AUGAAAGAUAGUGUAAUCAAGUCCUUGCUUCAGAGCUACGGAGACACCAAAGGGAGGAAGGAAAAGAAGAGAAGAGCGAGCGAGCGAGAGAUCAACCAUGCAAGAGUCACGAAGUCUCCCCUGCCUUCCUCCCCAACCCGUCGUCGCAUGUCCAUUUGCAAAAGCGCCAUCUCAGCCGCUGUCAAACCCUCCAUCUCUAGCGCAACCUUGUCCAAGGAACUCGGGCAACAAUACGCCGGUCUGUUCACCGUCAUCAAACGUGCCGAAAGGCUGGCAAACGGACUUGAUCUGCUACCCUCCUGGCGAGUGCAUGAUGUGAUCAGUGUCCAUCUAGAGCCGGCGCCCCAGACCACAAACCCCUUCAAUCGCGAAACCGGUGAGCCCAAACCUACGUUUGACGAAACCUUCCCACAUAAAACCAACUGCCACGUCGUCCCGUGA